Messenger RNA from Scomber japonicus (chub mackerel), 2560 nucleotides. It is a transcript of the gene slc26a11, whose product is annotated as solute carrier family 26 member 11. The coding region runs from base 366 to 2108 and encodes 580 amino acids. The record is from RefSeq and is a predicted model, not a curated record. Gene Ontology annotation, molecular function: secondary active sulfate transmembrane transporter activity. Gene Ontology annotation, cellular component: membrane. The transcript has 15 exons. Gene Ontology annotation, biological process: transmembrane transport. Lineage: Eukaryota; Metazoa; Chordata; Actinopteri; Scombriformes; Scombridae.
UAGAGCAAAUUCAUUUUAGGAAGUGGGUUCAGAGAACGUUACAGCUGUUCCCCUUUGACAGAAGAGAGAAAUCACAGCUGAACCACGGAAUAAUGCAGAAGAAGAAUAUAUCACACUGAAUCACAACAUGCAUCUGAAGAUAUGGCGCUGUAUAUUUGUCCAGGAAACACACACAACCCGCUGCAUGUGUGCACACAGAGCACACCUUUCUUGUGUUUUCUUGAAUGCUCAGCCUGUGGGGAAAGACGUCUCUCUGGAGACAAACCAAAACUAGAGACGUCUUCACAAGAGCUGAUGAGUGACAUAUAAAGCAAAGGAGGACAUUUAAUCGCUUUGUGUUCUCCUUUUUCACUUCUAACUUCUAUAUGAUGGACCGGCCUCUGCUGGGAAGAGACUUGGUCCGAGGAUGCUGCUCCUUCAGCACCUUGAAGGCCUGGCUGCCCAUCCUCUCCUGGCUGCCCAGGUACAAGCUGAAGUGGCUUCAGAUGGAUGUGCUCGCAGGUCUCACCGUUGGGCUGACAACUGUACCCCAGGCUCUAGCCUACGCUGAAGUAGCAGGUCUUCCUGUGCAGUAUGGACUGUACUCUGCCUUCAUGGGGGGAUUCAUCUACACCCUCCUGGGGACCUCUAAGGAUGUGACUCUGGGUCCUACAGCCAUCAUGUCCCUUCUGUGUUUCUCUGUGGUGGGGGGGCAGCCCUGCCGAGCCGUGCUGCUCAGUCUCCUCUGUGGACUCAUCCAGGCUGUAAUGGCAUUACUGAGAUUAGGCUUCCUCUUGGACUUCAUCUCUUUCCCUGUAAUAAAAGGCUUCACUUGCUCUGCUGCAAUAACCAUCGGCUUUGGACAAGUCAAGAAUCUUCUUGGACUCCAGGACAUCCCCCACGAGUUCUUCGAGCAGGUUUACUACACCUUCUACAAGAUCCCAGAGACCAGGAUAGGUGAUGUGGUCCUGGGUCUGAUUUGUCUCACUCUGCUGGUCAUGCUGACGUUGAUGAAGAUGAAUCUGGGCUCUGACGACGCUCCUGCCUACUCCAGAGCCGCCAGGAAACUAGUGUGGGCUGUUGCUACCAUGCGUAACGCUCUGGUGGUCGUGGCAGCAACAUUGAUUGCGUUUUCAUGGGAUGCUUACGGCCAACACGUGUUCACUAUCACUGGGAAAACGUCCCAGGGGCUCCCGCCAUUCAGGCCCCCGCCCACCUCAGACACUACAGCCAACGGCACCGUCGUCACAUUUGGAGAGAUUGUAGAGGGCUUUGGAGGCGGGCUUGCUGUGAUCCCUUUCAUGGGUCUAUUGGAGAGCAUUGCUAUCGCGAAAGCUUUUGCCAGCCAGAACGACUACAGAAUCGAUGCCAACCAGGAACUGUUAGCAAUUGGUGUGACCAACAUCCUGGGCUCGUUUGUGUCAGCUUACCCUGUUACUGGCAGCUUUGGGAGGACAGCGGUAAACUCCCAGACUGGUGUUUGCACUCCAGCGGGUGGGAUUGUCACCAGUGUAAUUGUGUUGCUUUCAUUGGCAUUCCUCAUGCCGGCCUUCUACUACAUUCCCAAAGCCUCUCUCGCUGCUGUUAUCAUCUGUGCGGUAGCUCCUAUGGUGGAUUACCGCGUGGUGGUGAAGAUGUGGAGAAUACGCAAGCUGGACCUGCUGCCUUUCUUUGUGACGUUCCUGCUGAGUUUCUGGCAGGUGCAGUACGGCAUCAUUGGAGGUAUAGCUGUAUCUGGAGCCCUGCUGCUCUACAACACGGCCAGACCCCAGAUAAAGGUGUCGGAUCACGGUGUAUUAUUGAUUGAGUUGGGCAGUGGACUCAGCUUUCCUGCCACAGAGCAUCUCAGCCAUGUCAUUUACACUCAGGCUCUGCAGGUGUCUCCUCCACGGUCAGUGGUCCUGGAUUGCCAUCAUGUCAGCGUCAUUGAUUACACGGUGAUCAGUGAGCUACGGGACCUGCUCAGGCAAUUCAAACUCCACGAUGUGUGCUUGGUCUUUGCCAGACUGCAGCCCUCUGUUCUGGAGAUUCUCCAAGCCGCUGAUCUGCAGGACUUCAUGUAUAAAAACAGUGUGGAGGCAGCACUGCAGCAGAUGGAGUCAGGAAACCUCCUCAGUGUCACUCAGUGACUGACAAAGAAACUUCCCAAGAAGAAGAUGUUUGACAACUGAACAAAAGCAAUGUAGCAACAAAAAGGAUCAGUGACAUUUCUGAACUGGAAUAACUGGGGUGUUAUGAUGUUGAAAACUACCUCCAAAGAUUUACUGACUGUCAGGAGGAGUGACGCCCCUCAUUUUCCAGUCUAAGGAAAGUGUUGCACUUAACUUUGUAUCUGCUAAAAUUGACUUAGAGGAAUCUCAGAGAUUACAACACUAGAAACUAUUGCACAACAAUAAAGGACCAGAAGUUUAAUACUAUAUUUAUAGCAUUAUAUUCAUUAUUAUUUUCAAGGGACAUUUUGCAGCAUUUUGAGGAGGUAAUUAGAGAAAUGAUAUUAUGAUUAUAGAUGAGCUGCUAGAGACCAAAUCUGUAUUUACAGAACAACAGCAACGACACGUGUGUUAAUAAUGAAUAAUGAAUA